UCACUAUGUCAGUACACACUGCGAUUACACACAAUAACAUCGCUCCUCAUUAGCUUCUCAGCUACACCUUCUCCUUUCUCAAAAACCUCACUACAAAACCCCGCGUUUUUUCAGUGCCCGCGAAAUCUCUCUACAUUUCACAGUACGAAUCCUCUCAUUUUUCGUUUUCUCUCUCUCUCACAUCUCACACCGAAAGCUUCCUGAUUACGCUUUCUUCAUUUCAAAGAGUUCAAAAAAUAUUUUGCUUCUUUGAUUUCGCUGAAGUAACAAUGCUUCUCCACCAUUAGCGGUUGUUGAAGCUAUGGAGGAAUUGCGAUUCUGCUAUUUCCUCACAAAGUCCUAGAAAUUAAGCGGCGGUGAUGGGGAAGAGGAACAACUUAGUUGUGUUGUCCUCCGAUGACGAAGAAAAUGAACGUUCGUUGAGUUCCAGUCGGAGCUAUUCGAAGCCAAAAUCUAGGUCACUGGUUACUCGCUCAAACCCUAACCCUAGAGGAGCCAAGAAGGCUCGCAUUUCGAAUUCUAGGUCUCGCUUGAGUAAAGAAUCCAGUAAUGUAAAUGAGAUUGGAUUCUUGUAUGACGAUUUUGAUGAAGUGUUUAAUGGGUUCAAGGUAUCUGCUGGGAAACGAGAACACGUAUCAGGUUUUGGUGGGAGCAAUGCGAAUGGGUUAUGGGUUGAUAAAUACAAACCUCGUUCCUUGGAAGAGCUAGCCGUUCACAAGAAAAAGGUUGAAGAAGUUAAAGUAUGGUUUGAAGAAAGAUUGAGAUCUUCUAAGGAUGAAUUUGGCCAUUAUGUUCUUGUCAUCACUGGGCAAGCUGGAGUUGGAAAAUCUGCAACUAUUCAUGUAAUUGCAUCUCACCUUGGAGCCAUAGUAUGUGAAUGGAACACACCUACUCCAGUUAUUUGGCAAGAGCAUCUGCAUAACUCUAGUGCAGGGAUAACCUAUACAUCUAAGUUGGAUGAGUUUGAAAUUUUUGUUGAGAGAAUAAGGAAGUAUGGAUUCAUACCAUCAUCCUCUGCUAAAGAGCCAAAAUCGUCUAACAUACUCCUCAUUGAUGAUCUUCCAAUGACGAAUGGAAAAGUUGCUUUUGGAAGACUUAAAAAAUGUUUGCAUCUUCUUGUGCGAUCAACUCGGAUACCAACAGCUAUAUUGCUCACAGACUAUGGUGAAGCUGAUUCGGCGGACCACACUGCAAGAUGCUCAGAAGAACUUAAGUUGUAUCUUGAGAGUGCUGGGGCUUGUAAGGUUGCUUUCAAUCCUAUUACAAAUAAUUCUAUUAAGAAGACACUUUCAAGAAUAUGCAGACUAGAGCAGUUUAAUGUGACUGCUGAACAGAUUGAUCUAAUAGCAAAAGCAAGUGGAGGUGACAUCCGAAAUGCAAUCACAUCUUUACAGUUCUGUUGCCUCAAGCCAGAUCCCUUGCGUUCUUUAUCUUUGUGUGAUACCACUACCACUUAUUUGAGAGAAAAAUCAGAUGAGAUCAGUGCUUUGGACGGUGAAUCUUCCCUGAAAUUUGGCAGAGAUGAGACACUUUCUCUUUUUCAUGCUCUUGGGAAGUUUCUGCAUAACAAAAGAGAGACUGAAAAUGCCAUGGCAUUAAUGGACCGAGAUGAAUUUCUUGUGCGGGAUAAAUUCUCAAGAUUGCCACUGAAAAUGGAUGCUCCAGAGAAGGUUCUCUGUCAAGCACAUGGGCAAGCAAGGCCUAUUGCUGAUUUUCUACAUGAAAAUGUUCUAGAUUUCCUGUGUGAGGAGGCAAUAGAUGAUGCAUGGACUGUGGCUUCAUAUUUAAGCGAUGCUGACAUGCUUCUUGCUACUUUCCGUGGAAUGCUAACUAGAUAUAAUGAGGCAGAAAAUGUUCUACAAACAGCUGCUGCUUCAGUUGCUGUCCGGGGGGUCCUAUUUGGAAAUUCUCAUCCUUCGCCUUCCAGGUGGCAUGCCAUUCGCCGACCAAAGCUCUGGCAGGUUGAGCAAUCAUCACUUUGCAAUAAAACUGAGAUGGUAAAACGUGGAUUCAUUGGUUACAGCAGGCUAACUUUAUCUGAUCUGUCGGUUGUGACGACGGAGUACACACCUAUGCUCAAGUGGCUUGGAUAUGGAACCUCUGGGGGUCUUGAAGCUCAUCAGGAUUUGAUGCAAGACAACAAGACAGAAGACAACUUUGAUAAGAUGAGUUUGGAUGACCAACAAGAAAUUGAGACAACUGAUGAUGAAAUCGAAGAUUGGUAAGAGUCUGCUUGCUUGAGACGCAAGCUGCAUCAAGAUUGGCUCCUGUAAAAAGUUGAUGUAAAGUAAUUGUUCAUUUUUUCCCUUGAUUUUUCUGUGCUAAAAAAUGUGAUGUAGAUGUUUUCUGGUAUAGAAGGUGUCAUCAGUUCAGUUCUCAGUUUUGAAAAUGCGAGUCCGACACUAGUUUAGUUAUAAGGAAAUUUUAAAGGGGAGCUAAUAUCUGAUUUGAGUCGUGUUUAUGCU
Molecule: messenger RNA, 2465 nt
Organism: Quercus robur (English oak)
Lineage: Eukaryota; Viridiplantae; Streptophyta; Magnoliopsida; Fagales; Fagaceae
Product: cell cycle checkpoint protein RAD17
Exons: 12
Coding region: 360-2225 (621 amino acids)
Biological process (GO): DNA repair; DNA damage checkpoint signaling; mitotic DNA replication checkpoint signaling
Molecular function (GO): chromatin binding
Source: RefSeq, a predicted model, not a curated record